This is a messenger RNA of Effrenium voratum, 1452 nucleotides long. The record is from the annotation of a GenBank genome assembly. NCBI's taxonomy places the organism in Eukaryota, Dinophyceae, Suessiales, Symbiodiniaceae.
AUGGUGAGAGAGGAGCGCCUGGAAGCUCUCAUGCAGGUCCGUGGGCAUGCGCUGCAGCAGCAGAAUUGCUGGCCUUUGUGGGCGGACGAGCAGGUGCGGCGGGCGGUGCUGGAUGCCAUCCAAGCGCCGGACCCUGAAAGGGGCAAGAGCCUCUACACGGAGGAGGGACCUCCUCCAAAUCACCCCUCGGUGCGCACCGCGGCCUGCGGCGUGCUGGUGCAGCUGGCCAUGGACGAGGCGGUGAGGGAGGAGAUGGCCCAGGACACCUUGGUGCGGGAGAGCCUGGUGGAGGCCUUGCAGGUGGAGGCUGAAGAGGCGGAGGAGGCGAAAGAGGCGGAGGAGACGCCGGAAGGCGAUGGCAAGGAGGAGGAGAAGGAGGAGGUGGGGACGCCCUUCUUCGUGCAGAGCCGUGCGCAGCAGCUGCUCGCGAUGCUUGUGCCGGCCAGGGCGUGCGCGAAAGCGCUGCAGCGCCCGCAGGCGGCGCUGGGCCUGAGCCGGCUCUAUGAAGGCGCGGAGGUGGCGGAGGCUGAGGAGGACUUUGAGUGGGUGGAGGAGGGCGAGGAGGAGGAGGAGUUCGAGGACGACCCUCUGGUGGAGACGGAGGCCACAACGGAGCUUCCGGCCCAUAGCCCAGGCUCCGAGCCCGAAAAAGACCGCGGCGAGAAGGCGAAAGCCGCGCGCUCCGGCUCCGACUCGGACUCGGAAGUGGAUCCGGAUUCCUUGCUGGCCGAGGUGGAGGACAUCCUGAAUGCCAAGAAGCCGUCCUCCGACGAGGAUUUGCUGCAGGCGCUGGUUGCCAUGGCCGCGGUGGACAACGAGGAGGAGCUGCGGCAGCUGCCCCCUUGGCGCCUCGGCGCGGCGCGGAGCCGGCGCCUGGACGCGCUGUGGACCUUCGCGGCGGCGGCGGCGCGCGCGGAGGCCUCGCUGUGGCGGCCCGAGGUGCGGGACGCUUUGGUGAACGGUGCGCAGGCAUCCCAGCCGGACGCCGUGCGCGUGAGCUCGCUGGGCGUGCUUUCGGCGCUGGCGGCCCGGGAGGAGAACCGGCAAGCGAUGUGGCGGGAUCCGCAGGUGCGACAGGUCUUCGUGCUGGCAGCCGCUGACCAGACGUCGCCAGGCAGUGGCGAGGAUGUGCGGCACCUGCGCCCCCAAAAAACGGAGCUGCGGUUGCAGGCGCUGCUGGGGCUCUGGGCCUUCGCGGAGAAUGAAGAGCUUCGCCAGGAGAUUUGGAGCGACAGCCGCAUCGUGGCGUCCCUGCGGACAGCAGCGGAGCAGCCGCCGCUGAGGAAGAUGGCGUUGGCCGUGCUGCAGCGCCUGCCUUGUGCCGAGAACCAGGCGGCGAUGGUGGCCGAAGGCAUCCCCAAGAUUUUUGGGGCGGCCCUCACCACGGAAGAGCUCGACCGGCGGUGCCGCCGGGGCUGUGAGCUCGCGCGCGACCGGCUUCUGGCAGCGUGA